AUGGGCAUCUUCUCCAGAAAAGACAAGUCCACUCGGGGCAUCACAUCCAAGCCAUCCCUCACAACAGUCCAGUCCCAGGUCAGCCUCGAUUCAGGAAGCUCCAGCAUCAAGUCACCAGCAGGCACCUUCAGUUCGCGCGCCAUGAAUCGCAGCUCCGCAGGCACGAAUAACACUUCGGCACCCAACACGCCGCUCUCGCCCUUCUCCCCACAGGUCCCCAAGAUCGACCUCCCGAAGCCCCCAGACCCGGAUCUGGACCCCGCUGGCUACCUCAGGAACCUUGCCGCCGUCAGGGAGAGGUCCAGGGUCAUCACCACCAAGGCAGUCAAGAAUGAGCUGAGACAUUUCGAUGUGGACAUGCGCAAGUUCCCCGAGGUGGUGAGCUUCGUCGCUAGCAUUAUCAGGCACUUCUGCGUGGGCGGCCGAGAUCGGAUCGCCCACCUGUUGUCAACAUGGGAAAACGUCGACAGUACCGAGAAAUGCCGUCGCCUGAUCGAUUUGUUCCUGGUCAGCGUUCUGCUGGACGCCGGAGCUGGCACGCAGUGGAGCUACAAGAGCACCGAAAAUGGACGAAUCUACAGGAGAUCUGAGGGCAUUGCAGUCGCCAGUCUCGAGAUGUUCAAGACGGGUGUGUUCUCCGGUGACAAGACAAGCAAGUACCAAGUCGACAAGGACGGGCUGCGCAACCUGACUAUCGAGCAAAUGGCAAAGGGCCUGCAGUCAAAACCCGGCAACGAGAUGGCAGGUCUAGAGGGACGGACUGAGCUCCUAAUUAGGCUCGCAGACGCACUUGACUCCAACAAGGAGUUCUUUGGGGAGAAUGGACGCCCCGGCAACAUGCUUGACUACCUCUUGGCCCACCCCUCCACACAAGCCUCCUCGAUGCCUAUCGUGCCGCUACCGACGCUCUGGAACGUCCUCAUGUCAGGAUUAGCGCCCAUCUGGCCCCAAUCGCGCACGGCCAUCAAUGGUAUCUCGCUAGGCGACGCCUGGCCAUGCUCUUCCAUGCCCCAGCCAGCACCAGCUACAUCGCCAUCCGCCGGCGGCCCAAUCUUCAGCCCGUUCCCCAACACGUCUGGCCGGUCUGGGUCUGCAGCAGCCUGGGAGUCAAUCCUGCCGUUCCAUAAGCUGACGCAGUGGCUCACCUACUCCCUGAUGCAGCCCAUGCAGCAGCUGAUGAAGAUCCACUUCGCCGGCCAGGAGCUCCUGACCGGUCUGCCCGAGUAUCGGAACGGUGGGCUGUUCGUCGAUCUGGGCGUGUUGACGCUGAAGCCCGAGGAUAUGGAGAGGGGCCUGCAGCACUACAAGGAGUACUGCUCCAGGACUGGCGACCCCGGAAUCGAGGUCGCCCCAAUGUUCGAGCCUAGUGACGACCUAGUGGUGGAAUGGCGUGGUGUCACGGUUGGCCUCCUGGACCGACUAUGUAUAGAAGUCAACCAGGCGCUCAAGUCAGAGCUGGCGGGACACGAGUUGUCAUUACCCCAGAUGCUGGAAGCUGGAAGCUGGAAGGGUGGUCGCGAAAUUGCCGAGAUCAACCGGCCGAAUACGAAGGAGCCACCGAUCCUAAUCGACAGCGACGGCACGGUGUUCUAG
Messenger RNA from Diaporthe citri, 1593 nucleotides. RefSeq lists its product as uncharacterized. The transcript has 5 exons. NCBI's taxonomy places the organism in Eukaryota, Fungi, Ascomycota, Sordariomycetes, Diaporthales, Diaporthaceae. The record is from RefSeq and is a predicted model, not a curated record. Bases 1 to 1593 code for a protein of 530 amino acids.